AUGUUCAUCCAAACUGAUACUACACCAAAUGAAGCCUCCUUAAAAUUCAUCCCUGGCGUUCCUGUCACCUCUGGAUCGACACACGAAUUCCUCGACCUUCGCGCCGCUCUUCCGUCCCCUCUCGCCACGCGACUUCUAGAGAUAGACGGUCUUCUCGGAGUUUUCUUUGGUCCGGAUUUUGUGACUUGUUCAAAGGACGAUACCUAUUCUUGGUCCGUUCUCAAACCAGAAAUUUUCGCUAUUCUCAUGGAACAUUUCACUUCUGGAGCACCACUGUUCCAAGAAGGUCAAGAAGGAGCUAGAGCGGAAGAUACGAGGGUUUUGGAGAGUGAUAGUGAUGUGGUAGGGAUGAUCAAAGAGCUAUUGGAAACCAGGGUUCGUCCUGCUAUCCAAGAAGAUGGAGGUGACAUCGAGUACAAGGGGUUCGAGGAGAAAUCAGGUAUCGUCAAAUUGAAACUCAAGGGAAGUUGUAGGGGAUGUUCGAGUAGUAGUGUUACUUUGAAGAAUGGGAUAGAGAGAAUGUUGAUGCACUAUGUGCCAGAGGUGAAGGCUGUCGAGCAGGUCUUGGACGAAGAAGAGCUCAUAGCGCUCAAUGAAUUCGCCAAGCUCGAAGCUCGUCUUGAGGAGAAGAAAGCAAGUAGCAAGUCAGAGUAA
Messenger RNA from Tremella mesenterica DSM 1558, 654 nucleotides. RefSeq lists its product as uncharacterized. NCBI's taxonomy places the organism in Eukaryota, Fungi, Basidiomycota, Tremellomycetes, Tremellales, Tremellaceae. Gene Ontology annotation, cellular component: mitochondrion. The record is from RefSeq and is a predicted model, not a curated record. The coding region runs from base 1 to 654 and encodes 217 amino acids. The transcript is spliced from 2 exons. Gene Ontology annotation, molecular function: iron ion binding; iron-sulfur cluster binding. Gene Ontology annotation, biological process: iron-sulfur cluster assembly.